Molecule: messenger RNA, 3333 nt
Organism: Drosophila novamexicana
Lineage: Eukaryota; Metazoa; Arthropoda; Insecta; Diptera; Drosophilidae
Product: protein lin-54 homolog
Exons: 5
Coding region: 52-3003 (983 amino acids)
Biological process (GO): regulation of DNA-templated transcription
Cellular component (GO): nucleus
Source: RefSeq, a predicted model, not a curated record
CGUGAUAGAAGUUUUUGAAAUUGAAUUGAAAAAAGUUGAUUGUCUGCAAAUAUGUUUGCUAACCGUUUGUCUGACCUUUCGGACGAACUAGGGGAUACCACGCCAUUGCCUGAACUUACCCUAUAUGAUUUGCUGGAGUCGCCAGCAACGUCUAAAGAGCAAAACAUGGAUGUUGCUGGUAAUAGUGGUAAUGGCGACAAAGAUAGCGAAGACCAGUACGCUGGAAAAAAAUUGGCGUCAACCUCAUCAGGCGAACUGUUGAAUAAUCCGGGGCCAAAGAAGACUCCAAUUGUGCGAAUACUGGAGAACAAACGCCUGACAGCGCCUAUGGGCACAGCCUUAAAAAAUAUGCUAGGUGGUUCUGUUAGGGUAGUAACAGCUCCAACAAAAACGACGCAAACGAUGGACGUUAAAAUCCUAAACAAGCUGCAGACGAAGCCCUUAAAUGCUUUUGGCAACGCGGCUGUUAAAAUCGGGAGCACCACAAUAGCAGCACCAUCAGGCUCAAUCCCACCGCUAACAACCCAGAUGCCCAAAAAUAUAGGCGGUGUCACUAUGACGCAAAUUAAAACAGCUGAUGGCAAAGUGCUUUAUCUACAUAAGUCAUUGCCCGUAUCAGGGGGAAGCACGGCAAAGUUGCCAGUGAAUGCCACAUCUCGCUUGGUGAGCCAAUCUAUUAUUUCUAAAGGUGUUACUCUAAGUGGCACAGUCCCAAUCAAGAGCACCGCGCCGAGCUCGUCAAUAACAGUCAGAGGCUUAACGGCCAUAGGAGCGACUAAAACAACACCAGCAACAUUAUCAAAUCCCUUAACAACAAUAACAACUUCACAAACAUCGGGUUUGGUAAAAAGUCCAUCAUCAGCUGAACCUGCAUCUGUGGCAGGGUCUUCUAAGAUGCCAAUACAAGUGGUGCGCACCGCCGAAGGUAAAAUAAUUAAGCUAAAUCAAGGAGCUCCCUCUGUGCUUCUUAAUUCCAAGUCAACACCGUUGGCUGUAAGAGCUUCAGCUAGUACUGCACCAGCAAUACCAACGGCUGUUUUAAGCAACAGUAGCAGUAGGCUAAUAAACAAGCCUUCUACGCAAGUGAUCAUAAAGGGACCGCUGAAGCAGCUACCGGCAGGCUCAUCACUUAAGCCUGUCAACAACAAUACAGGCAGCGGCAGUAUUGCAACUAGCAGCGUUAACACCAGUAGCAGCACAGCAUCAGUAACAACAGGGGCAACAAUGCCAUCCGGUAAAAUGCUGGUUCAAAGCUCUACGGGCAAACAAAUUGUUGUGGCCAGUAAAAACAUUAUUAAGCUAUCGCCGAAGCCAUCCGGAAAUGCAACGACCAAUACAAAUACCAAUACCACGCCUAGCGGUCUGCAUGCCAUUCAAUUAUCAGGAAAAAGCGGUGUGCAGUAUGUGCGCGUUUUACCCAACAAUAACACUGAGCCGACAACUAGUCCACAGAAGGUAUCACUCGGGCGUCCACGCACGAGCAGCAACAGCAACAACAACUCAACUGUAUCUGUCAGCAACACCAGCAAAAUAGUUAUGAAAACAAUGGGAGGUAGCAUCGUGCCGCUACCGUCCAUGCAAACUUUGGUGCCCAGGCGAGCACCUGGCGCGACUUCUAACUCAGUACACGCUAAGACCCCAAACAACAGCAAUAAUUUGGAGGCCACACGCAAGCAUCGCCUAUCCGAUAUAAAUUUGCAAAUAAAGCAUUUGACAAACGAUAGCACUGGCGAAACUGGAGGACCGGACGCAAAAAAGGCACGGUAUGUUAUUGCCAUGCCCCACACUUCGACGGCAUCAGCUACGACGUCAACGACAACAACGCCAGCGUCCCAAAAACAUAUGCAGAAGUUGACAGGAACGCGGCCACCACAAAUGCAACGUGUUACGGUGCAGGGCGCCAAGGUUGCAGACCAAGGACGAAAGGUCUACAAUCUGGUGACAAAAAGCGACGCCAAUGGCGUCAAGUAUAUGAUCUGUAACAAGGGAGGCGAGGGAAAACCACGCACAGUCUUCAACACCACAAUGCGACGUGGCUAUACGCUUGCCGAAUCAAAGCUGCGUCGUCCUGUGACGCUUACUCAGCAGCAGAUGCGCUUCAAGCAAAUGAAACUGCAGCAGCAGAGACAGAUUGUUGCGCAGGCCAAGUUGCGACAACAACACCUACAGAAACAGCAGCUGUCUAACCAAGCAAAACAACAACAACAACAGCAGCAGCAAAUAGUAAAGUCUAAAUCAACGCAGGAUAAUAAAUCAACUGUGCCGGCCAAGCCACUAUUUGAUAUACUAAAGCCGCCGCCAACACCGGCUCCUGCAGCAGCAGCUGCAGCACUUGAUGCACUAGGCGGAUCCCGAAGAAAACAUUGCAACUGUAGCAAAUCUCAAUGCUUGAAACUUUACUGUGACUGCUUUGCCAAUGGUGAAUUUUGUCAGGAUUGCACCUGUAAGGAUUGCUUCAACAACCUGGAUUAUGAGGUCAAGCGAGAGCGAGCCAUACGAAGCUGCUUGGAGCGGAAUCCCAGUGCAUUCAAACCCAAAAUUACGGCACCCAAUUCCGGUGACAUGCGAUUACACAACAAGGGCUGCAAUUGCAAACGGUCUGGGUGUCUAAAAAACUACUGCGAAUGCUAUGAAGCCAAAAUACCCUGCUCUGCCAUGUGUAAAUGCGUAGGAUGUCGUAAUAUGGAGGAUCGUCCCGAUGUUGAUAUGGACUCUAUGGACAGCCUGGCUGAUGUGAAAUUACCAUCAAAUAAAAUGAAAGAACUAAACGGAACAUAUCUACAGGACAACCGCUCGAAUGUCUAUCUAACAGACGAUGUGAUAGAAGCGACUAUAAUGUGUAUGAUAUCGCGGAUUGUUAUGCAUGAAAAGCAAAAUUUACCAAUAGAGGAUACGGAACGUGAGGUAAUGGAGGAGUUGGGCGAAAGCUUAAACCAAAUUAUUACCUUUGCCAAGGAGAAGAACGAUACAUUUCAUAUGGACGAUACCAAGACGAUGGCUUAAAAAUAGAGCUUGAAAUCUAUUUAUAUUACAUUUUAAAGCUUCUCAAUUUUCAGUCUUGAUGCACAUACUAUAUUAUUUUUUAAGUUCAAAGCGAUCUGACCUGUUUAUUUUUUCCAUUUUUAAUGUCUCUUAAAUAAGCUUUUCAAAAGUUGACCUUAAAGUGUAAAGUGCAAAUAAAUUAUUAACUUUAUGCAAUUGCAUGUAAAUAGCAUUUACAAUAGCAGUAGCAAAUAUAAGAACAACUCUAUCUUAUGGUAUCGUUUUUAAACGCUUUAUGCAAAUAACACCCAAUAUAUCGUGUAUGUAAAUAAAUUUAAAUUCAAUAAAGCA